Dioscorea cayenensis subsp. rotundata (Guinea yam) is the source of this 799-nucleotide messenger RNA. RefSeq names its product expansin-A1-like. Gene Ontology annotation, cellular component: extracellular region. The record is from RefSeq and is a predicted model, not a curated record. Gene Ontology annotation, biological process: plant-type cell wall organization. The transcript is spliced from 3 exons. Lineage: Eukaryota; Viridiplantae; Streptophyta; Magnoliopsida; Dioscoreales; Dioscoreaceae. The coding region runs from base 47 to 787 and encodes 246 amino acids.
GUACAGUGGAGUCUCUUCUUUUGCUUUAUCAUUCCUACUGUUUGUCAUGUUCACAACACCUAACAGUGUUCAUAGCUUCAAAACAUCCGGAUGGACAAAAGCUUCGGCAACAUUUUAUGGAGGCGGAGACGCAUCUGGAACUAUGGGUACUUAUAGUGGUGCAUGCGGCUAUGGAAACUUAUUCACAAAUAAGUACGGUACAAGAACAGCGGCAUUAAGCACAGCUUUAUUCAAUGAUGGUUCUGCGUGCGGACAAUGCUACAAGAUCAUGUGCGACUAUAAGUUCGAUCCAAAAUGGUGCAUCAAAGGCAUGUCAGUGACAAUCACCGCAACAAACUUUUGCCCUCCAAACCUCGCUCUACCUAAUAAUGAUGGCGGGUGGUGCAACCUUCCUCGCCAGCAUUUCGAUAUGGCUCAACCGGCUUGGCAGAAGAUCGGGAUUUACCAAGGCGGAAUCAUCCCUGUAUUGUACCAAAGAGUGCCAUGUAAAAAGCAUGGAGGAUUGAGAUUCACUAUCAAUGGAAGAGACUACUUUGAACUAGUUCUAGUGACAAAUGUGGGUGGGAGUGGAUCCAUAGAUUCAAUGUGGAUCAAAGGGACAAGCACAGGGUGGACAGCCAUGUCAAGGAAUUGGGGUGCUAAUUGGCAAUCCAGUGCACAUCUUAAUGGUCAAUCAAUUUCAUUUAAAGUGACAACUAGUGAUGCCCAAACACUGGUUUUCCCUGAUGUUGUUCCAUCUGGUUGGGCAUUUGGCCAAACAUUUUCAAGCCAUUUACAGUUCACAUGAGAGCUAGUGUUU